Pelecanus crispus (Dalmatian pelican) is the source of this 480-nucleotide messenger RNA. RefSeq names its product olfactory marker protein (gene OMP). The record is from RefSeq and is a predicted model, not a curated record. Gene Ontology annotation, cellular component: nucleus; neuronal cell body; cytosol. Gene Ontology annotation, biological process: signal transduction; sensory perception of smell. Lineage: Eukaryota; Metazoa; Chordata; Aves; Pelecaniformes; Pelecanidae.
AUGGCAGCUGAGGCAGGGAUGCUCAAGCUGCCCUUCGUCCACGAUGACCAGCUCACCCGGUGCAUGCGACUGCGAUUCCAGAGCCUGCAACAAAAAAACAUGAGGCCCCAGGAUGGUGAGAAGCUGCUGCAUCCCAAUGAGCACAUCUACCGAGUAGAUUUCAUCCGGCAACACAACCUGUGUUUUCUCCGCUGGGACAUCCAGCUGGAGAGACCUGGGAAGGUCACGGUAACCGGCACCUCCCAGCACUGGACUCCUGAUCUCACCCACCUUAUGAACCGGCAGCUGCUGGAGCCAGUGGGCAUCUUCUGGAAGAAGCCAGGGGCCAAGGAAGUAGAGUGCAAUGAGGCAGAUGCCCAGGAAUUUGGGGAGCGGAUAGCGGAGUUAGCCCAGAUCCGCAAGGUGAUGUAUUUCCUCCUCACUUUCACUGACGGCCUUGAACCAACUCAGCUGAAGGGCUCUGUUGUUUUUAAAGCCUGA